AAGCAAAAAAAACCGACCGAAAUUUGAAUUCGUAAUUUCCAAGCGGUCGUAAUGCAAUAAGUGUUCCCGCCAUUGCUAAUCAUCAUAAGCUUACUCAGAACUCAACUCUUGGCUAAAUUUGCAGAGUAUCCGAGAGAACAUACGACGCAUAUAGCAGUUCAAGUGUUGGUCAUUUUGAUGAACCUGAUAUGGAGCAACUACCAGGAGCUGCUCCUCAUGGGAAUUUUCAGCCUGACAAAGUUGUAACUGGCGAACCUACAUUCAUCACCCUUGAUCUUGAAACUACUGAUUUGAUACGUGGUGGCAUAAUGCCACAUAUUACACAGAUUGCUGCAGCUGACAUCAAAUCAAACACCUGUUUUGCGGUCUACUGUAAGCCCAAAGUUCCAAUUUGUUCUGAGGUACAGAAAAUUACAGGGAUAUCACUUAAUGAUGAUGGAGAUAUGGUUGUAAAUGGCCGUUGUGUCGAAUCAUUGGAUAUCAAACUUGCCCUCGAACAACUGUGUACCUGGCUGCUGAAUUUCAAAACUUCAAAACUUUACAUUAUUGCCCACAAUGGCCAAAUGUUUGACAUGCCAGUGCUAAUGACUGCAUUGAAAAAAACUGGAACAAUCAAUUCCUUUUUGAAGGCAGUCAGUGGCUGUAUAGACAGUCUGAAAGUGUUCAGGAAAAAGUUUCCAAAUAGAUCCCAUAAACAGAAAGACCUUGUGUUUGAUCUUCUUGGUAUGACGUAUGAAUCCCAUAAUGCUGAGGGUGAUGUGAAGGCACUUGGCAAACUAGUGAAUUUGUGUGAAAGCUCAGAACUACUAUCAGCUAGCUUUUCCCCAUUGGCUGUAAUAAAUACACUUUAAGUUGUAAUGCAUAGAAAUGAAAAAUGUGUCACCACUAAACAUUCUUCUGUGGCCGGAGAACAUUGUAGAACAAGGUUGGAAUAUGGGACAUCUGAAUGUUAUAUAGUCUGGAAAAGAUGGCCUGCAUGACUGUUUUAUUCUGAAAAACUGUGAGGAACUGAGGGUUGCCUUUGGGAAGUUCUAAAAAGGAAGUCGUUCAAAAGUUAAUUUGGGGAAUCUUGAAACUGAUCAAAGUUUUGUUGAAACACAUACGAUGCUGUAAAAUCGUCACAUAAUAUUUAUGUUGUACAUUUAUUUCCUUCAGUCUGAAUAUAGAUAAAUGAGGAUUGGUUUUACAAAAUAGUGUUCCUUCUGAAACAUAUUUGCCUUUUGAUGCCUAAGACACUUUUCUCAAGGAUAAAAUGCACAAAUGAAGCAAAGGUUUUGCUAAUAUUCAUGAUGGCAAAAUAAUCUCUAAAAGCUGGAUGUAAUGUUACCUGUUAAAUCUUCAUUGUUCUGCCAUUUGCUUUUCAGAACCUUUUUCAUUCCAUGGAAUUCGUGAAAAACAUAAAUUCUCAUGGAACAAAAACGACUGGAAUAACACGUCACAUGCGCACACACGGAAUUGUUAGUUUAUACCAAUCAGAUUAUUUGAUAUUUUCCUGCACAUGAAAUGUUCACCCUUAUCAAUCAUCCAUCCAUCUGUUGGUCCAUUCAUCUAUAGAGGAACAAAAGAAAAAAGAGACUCUUUAGCUUAUAAUUAGAGAAGGGCCUGUCACGGUUUUUCAAGGUAACGCAUUAAAAUGAUAGUCUACUUCAUUUCAGUA
Owenia fusiformis is the source of this 1657-nucleotide messenger RNA. NCBI's taxonomy places the organism in Eukaryota, Metazoa, Annelida, Polychaeta, Sabellida, Oweniidae. The record is from the annotation of a GenBank genome assembly.